GCAGAUACCGGAAAGGUUAUUGCUGACCGCAGAAUUGGGGUUUUGUUGCGAAUACCGGUUAUUGUUGAUGUGAUUUUUGGAUAUGAAGACUGCUUUAAUGAUCGCCGAGAAGCCGAGCUUGGCUCAAACAAUCGCUGUAAUUUUGAGCAACAAUAAGUUGCAAACCAGGAAAGGUUCGUGCUUGGUUCAUGAAUGGUCGGAUACCUUCGACAAUUCUCCCACGAGAUUCAAGAUGACCUCGGUCUGUGGACAUGUAUACGGAUUGGAUUUUUUGUCGAAGUACAACGAUUGGGGUGUCGUUGAUCCGGCUGAGCUAUUCCAUUGCCCUACGGAGAAACGGGAAGCAAACAAAAACUUGAAUAUUCCGUCGUUCUUGUCUCAUGAGGCGAAAGGGGCAGAUUUCUUGAUCCUUUGGCUGGAUUGUGACAAGGAAGGAGAGAACAUUUGCUUUGAAGUGAUUGAUUGCGUUAGAAACGCCAUGAAGCUGCCAAGAGAUAUAUCUCUGGCGAAGAAGAUAGUUUAUCGAGCUCAUUUUUCUGCUCUUUCGGAGAAAGACAUCAAACUCGCGUUCAAAAAUUUGGGUUUCCCGAACGAAAACGAGUCCAGGAGUGUCGAUGCGCGACAAGAGUUGGAUCUGAGAAUAGGCUGUGCUUUCACGAGGUUUCAAACGAAAUUUUUUCGGGACAAAUACGGAUCGGAAGACUUCGAGCUGCUCUCGUAUGGCCCAUGUCAAACCCCUACUCUUGGAUUUUGUGUUGAGAGACACGAUCAAAUUCAAGGCUUUAAACCCGAACCCUAUUGGACCCUUAGUGUGAAAACAAAAGUAUCUGAAUCUGAACUUCGAUUAAGCUGGGGAAGAGUGCGGUCGUUCGAUAAGGAAGUUGCUCAAUUGUUCUUCAAUCGAGUCAAAGUCCACAGUGAAGCAAAGAUUGUCAAGAUUUCGUCAAAGGAGAAAUCCAAAUCUCGCCCAUUAGCGUUGAAUACGGUCGAAAUGUUGAGAAGCUGCAGUUCAGGUCUUGGAAUGGGUCCACAGCACACGAUGCAAUUGGCGGAGCGCUUGUAUACCAGCGGGUACAUUUCAUAUCCUCGCACGGAAACGACUCACUACCCGGAGAAUUUUGACAUCAAAGCUACUGUGAAAAUGUUGGAAAGAGUUCCUGAGCUAGCGGAAGACGUGAGAUCUUUGAUGAGACUCGGCGUGAACCGACCGAAAAAAGGACACGAUGCUGGUGAUCAUCCUCCGAUCACUCCGAUGAAAGCAAUGUCGUUCGGAGACAUGGAUCCUGAAAGCUUCCGGUUGUACAUUUUCAUCGUGCAACAUUUUUUGGCCACGGUACAUUAUGACUGCAAGUACCUGUCGACCACUUUGGAAGCCGUCAUUGGCUCGGAGAUAUUUUCUUGUACUGGUGUGACACCCAUAAAUCCUGGAUAUACGUCCAUAUUAACUUGGCAAGGGCUGGACUCUCAUUCGGACCGAAUUCCGGAGGCCCGAGAAGGGCAAAUUUUACCUAUUAUCGAGGUGAAAAUGCUGGACAAGGAAACCACACCACCAGAAUACCUGACGGAAUCAGAGCUUAUUACUUUGAUGGAAAAGCAUGGCAUCGGAACCGAUGCUUCGAUUCCCGUUCACAUUAAUAACAUUUGCGUCAGAAAUUAUGUAACAGUCGAAAGUGGAAGAAAGCUGAAGCCAACUACGCUGGGCGUUGUGCUUGUGCACGGUUAUCAGAAGGCGAACUUGGUGCUCCCGACGAUGCGAAGCGCCGUUGAAGAACAAUUGAACUUGAUCGCGGCAGGAAAAGCUGAUUUUUCUGCUAUCUUGCGUCACACCUUGGAUGUUUUUCUAAACAAGUUCAUCUACUUCGUCAAGUCUAUCGAUGCGAUGGAUGAAUUAUUCGAAGUUUCCUUCUCAAAAUUGGCGGAUUCUGGAAAACCUUUCUGCCGUUGCGGAAAAUGUCGACGUUAUAUGAAGCUAAUCACCGCUCGACCAACUCGCCUAUUUUGCGUGAACUGUGAUGAAACUUACGCCCUACCGCAAGACGGAAACAUUAAACUGUACAAGGAGUUGAAGUGUCCAAUUGACGAUUUCGAGUUGCUGACGGUUUCCAACGGACCUCGUGGAAAGAGCUAUGCGUUUUGCCCGUUCUGCUUCAACCAUCCACCCUUCAAAGAUAUGAAGAAGGGUGAUGGGUGCAACUUGUGUGUCCACCCUACUUGUCCUCACAGUGUCAUCACGAAUGGGGUAACAGCAUGUCCUGACUGUGAUUCUGGAUUAUUGGCGCUAGAUCCGUCAUCUGGGCCUAAUUGGAAGCUGGGCUGCAAUCGUUGCAACGUGAUUUUGAGAGUGUUCACAGAUGCCUCCCGCGUCUGUGUGCGCGACAAUGAAACGUGUGAGGAGUGCAAUUCACAGAAGGUUUCUGUGGAGUACAAAGAGGGGAAGAGUAAAUUACCUGAUGGAUCGACGGAUGCAACUGGUUGCUUAUUCUGCUCUGCCGAAUUCUCCAAUCUUGUCGAAAAACACCGAGCUAUUCGCGGUAAACAAAGCGGAAAAGGACGAGGAAGAGGUCGAGGUCGAGGAGGAAGCCGUGGUCGUGGAAAACCCCGGAUCAAAGAUAAAAUGACGCUUCUGGACCGUGAGAUGGAAGAAGACAAUUUCUUUUUGUAUGAUCACGAAUCGGGUCGCGAAUUUUUGAAGUUGUACGCGAGCCAUGCGGCGCUCGGGCCGAUGGCAAAUUGGCGAAUGUUGGCGAUACACGAAGAAUUGCAAACGAAAGUGCUUCAAAAGAAAUUCCCGAUCGGAUUCCUUUGGGAAUUUCUUAAUACGUUCGCGUUCGUGGAUGCCGUGAACGCAAAACAUCGUUACACUAUGCGUCCGUUUAAGUUCCUCAACGAACUCAAGCCUAUCCAACCGUUUCGUUGGCAAGUCCAUGGUGUUGACGGCGAAGCUGUUAAAGAGCAAAGGGAGCUUGUGAUCGAAACUCCUCCGAGUCGAAGUAGACUCUCCAAAAACUCGAAAACGACGGAACGGAGAAGAGACGCCCGACGAAGGAAGGAUGAUCAGGUUGAACUUGACAGUCAACUUGUCCUUCGUGUGCCUGAGGAUGUGGCUGGUAAAAUUCGAAAGGUUAUUUACGACCCCAUCAUUGCUGAGAAACUUAACAUGAAGAUUGACAAUGACUUACGUAAAGUCACAGUGCGAUUUGAGGACGAGGUUUUGCAUGGAAAAGUGGUCGAUUUGCCGACUAUUACUGAAUGCAUGAAGACUAUCGAUCGCAAAAACUUCUAUAAAACGGCCGAUAUUGUUCAGAUGAUAGUUUGCCAGAGAGGAGAAGAACCUGUCCAAGAAGAUGAUUCGGCCGAAAAACCGCGGAAAAAAGACCCGAACAAGGUCGACAAGAAGUUUCUGUGGCCGCACGGUAUUACGCCACCGCUGAAAAACGUUCGCAAACGAAGAUUCCGGAAGACACUGCGGAAGAAGUAUCAUGACGCUCCUGAAGUGGAGAAGGAAGUGAAGCGACUUUUUCAAGUGGACGUGGAAGCUGUGAGUGUUAAAUAUGAAGUGGUUGUCGAUGAAGAAAUACCGAAGGGCAAACAGAGGAAUCAACAGGGUCCGAGCUCUUCGCAAGAUUAUGGAUUAAAUGAAGACUCGUCGUCCCGCUUGGAUGUUGCAGAUAAUGAAGAUUCUAAUUCGAUGGUUAUUAAACCAGAAAUCGGAGAACAUGACAUAUUCGGCGAGGCGUUGAGUGAUUCAGACGAAGAACAGGUUCCCUCGGUCUCCGCUCGACCGCCGACUGGACUGACCGACGAAGAUUCCAGAAUGUCCCUGGAUGACAGCGCUUCCAUGGGAAAACUGAUGAAAGACGAGACUUCUUCUCCAACUCCUUCUACUCCGUCCAAGGGGAAAUUCACCUUUGAGGGUCUUUCUGGAAAUCGAGCUAGUCCCAGUACUUCUUCACCGAAAGACCGACGUGUAGCUCUGACAGAAAGAAUCGAAAGCCUUCAGCGAGAAUUGACUGACUUGGCCGUUAAACGAAGAUCACAGGAACAAAAUUUGACUUUGGUGGAGAACACCGCGUUGCGACAGAGAUUCCAAGUAAUAUUGGACGCUAUCGCGCAGGAAGAGAAUGAAAAGGAAGCAGAGUUGGCGGAAUUGCGUCGAAGGUUGAGCUUGAUGUGAAGUGGUUGCGAUCCUGCGCCUACCAGUGAUAUGAUCAUUCAUGAAUUUAUUUCUUCAUCGCGUGAAGCAUUCGAAAUAAGAUUUUUCGCUGCCCUACCAUCGGUUCAGAAUUUUUUUUCAAGCGCAUCUGAAGUUUGUCAUUUUAUUUUCGUAAAUUGUUUUUUUAAAUGCGAUACCGUAUUAAGUGCUGUACUUUAUGUGACCCCCGUGUAAAACCCAAACUUUUGUUGGUUAAAAUAAAACAAUUGGUUUUAUAAAAAGUUCAAUUGCAAGGCACGCACCGAUUUUUUUAUGUUCUGGGAAAUUUUGGAAUAUUGUGCGCGUGAUGCACGAAAAAGCUUGUGCGAAACGUGCGUUAUCCCUAAUUUCAAAUGUCUGAGUGUAUUAUUUUCAACUUGAACCAGUCUCCUAGAUUUCCACUGACCUUGGAUUUGAAUGCGAAAUAUAUUCGCAUUUCUUUGCA
Notodromas monacha is the source of this 4637-nucleotide messenger RNA. Lineage: Eukaryota; Metazoa; Arthropoda; Ostracoda; Podocopida; Cyprididae. The record is from the annotation of a GenBank genome assembly.